AGAUUUUUUCUCUUCCCUCUCUCAUGAAAUAGAAUCCGUAAGUCUCUCAACAAAACUACCAUCCAUGCAUCUCCUUUAUCAAACACAUUAGCUUCGCACAAUUUCAUCCUCUCUCACCUCACUUCCCACAGUUCUCUUAGCUUUAAUUUCUUCUUCAACAGUUCUCAAAUACACAUCGAUCACACAGAAAAACUUCACUCUCUCAAACAGAUCUCCAACUUCGAACAUGAGCUUCUGCGUUCCCACCUGGGAUGUUGACAACAAUAUUCCCUCAGCCACCAGAACCUCUCUUCCUUCUAACUCCAAUUCCACCGUCCCUGAUCUCCUCCCCACGUUUGACUAUGAAGUUGCAGAACUUACAUGGCAGAACGGGCAGAUAUGGAUGAACGGGAUGGGUCUGCCACGGCUUCCGGCGAAGUCCAUCAACGCCUGCGUGGUGGCAAGUACAAGGUCCGAUCCCUUGACCUCCCAUUCAAAGUUUCGAGCAAGUGGCACCUUGGAGUCCAUAGUCAAUCAGGCAACACGUUUCACCCUGAACUCCAAAACCAUGUCGCAAACUCUUGACGAAGACUGCGGCGGAGGGGGCGGUGACGAAGACAAGUUAGUGCCAUGGUAUGAACCUCAACGAGGCGGCGGUGGCGCUGCUGUAUCGAACACCAUGCCUAUGGAUGCCUUGGUUCCUUGCUCGAUUCGUACGGACGAGCAGAGUACAGCAGUUGUGGAUGAAUCUAUUGAUGGAGGGAUUGGCACGCGCGGCACUGGAAUGGUUCGCUCAGCACAUGUGUGUUCUCGAGGCGGAGACGGCGGCGGCGGCACUGCUGUGAGGCCUACUGGGGUGGCACCUGCUCCUGUAGCCCGCCAGUGGGAUCAAAGUUUAAGUGAGAGAGACAGCCAUCACGUGACACCGGACGCCGGCGACAGGGAAUUGGAUGUGGGUUAUACUUCUGCUUCGAUGGGUUCGCCGGAAAACGCAAGCUCGGUCAGGCUUUACACGAAGAUGACCGUCGCUGAUGACCAUGAUUCUGUUUGCCACAGUACACAGAGAGAAGAAGAUGAGGAUGAGGACAAAAAAGAAAGAACGGUAAAAUCUUCAUCGUCUAAUAAACGGCGUAGAGCUGCUGAUGUGCACAAUCAGUCUGAAAGAAAAAGGAGAGACAAGAUAAACCAAAGGAUGAAGACAUUGCAGAAGCUGGUUCCAAAUUCCAGCAAGACUGAUAAAGCUUCAAUGCUGGAUGAGGUGAUAGACUACGUGAAGCAACUUCAAGCACAAGUGCAAAUGAUUAAUAGAAUGAGUCUGUCUUCCAUGAUGCUGCCAAUGACUCUGCAACAGCAACAACUUCAACUCAUGUCCAUGAUGACUGCAAUGGGAAUGGGAUUAGGUAUGGACAUAAACACUAUGGCUCGCCCUAACAUGCCCGCCGUCCCUCCGAUUCUCCACCCUACCGCCACUGCCAGUUUCAUGCCGAUGCCAUCAUGGGACGCUUCCACUGGCGGCAAUCGACUUCAAGGAGCGGUGCCUGACUUCUUGUCCCAAUUCCUGGCAUGCCAAACACAGGUCUGAAAAUGCCCAUGACCAUGGAUGCAUACAGUCGGAUGGCUGCAAGUUAUCAGCAAAUGCAGCAAGCUCCAGCAUCAAGUUCCAAGAACUGAUCUUUCUGGUGUUCUUCUGAUCUGUGUUGUGAAACUAUUGUUACAACCAUAAUAGCUAAAAAAGUUUGUAGCUUUUUCUGCAAACAAGAUGUGUAUAUCAAUUAGUUAUAAGUUAGACAUGUGAACCGAAAUGCGACAUAGCUUCUUAUAGGUUUUAUAUAUUAUAUUGACAUUAAUUCAAAUAGUGUGGCUUUGAAAAAGGGAAAAAAAAAAGUAAGCACUACUGAACUCAGUUGGUUAAUUUUAGUGCCUCUUUUCCCUUCAUAAACUGCUUGAAAUUAGUGGAUUUGAGUUAUAUAUACUCCUGCACAAUUGUAUGUUAUGGUAUUUUUAUUGAAUAUAUAUAACUGAGCUUUAUCCAUUCCUA
Prosopis cineraria is the source of this 2017-nucleotide messenger RNA. RefSeq names its product transcription factor UNE10-like. Gene Ontology annotation, molecular function: protein dimerization activity. Gene Ontology annotation, cellular component: nucleus. The record is from RefSeq and is a predicted model, not a curated record. Bases 227 to 1561 code for a protein of 444 amino acids. The transcript has 6 exons. NCBI's taxonomy places the organism in Eukaryota, Viridiplantae, Streptophyta, Magnoliopsida, Fabales, Fabaceae.